Messenger RNA from Camellia sinensis, 2304 nucleotides. Its product is annotated as conserved oligomeric Golgi complex component-related / COG complex component-like protein. NCBI's taxonomy places the organism in Eukaryota, Viridiplantae, Streptophyta, Magnoliopsida, Ericales, Theaceae. The record is from RefSeq and is a predicted model, not a curated record. Gene Ontology annotation, biological process: intra-Golgi vesicle-mediated transport. Gene Ontology annotation, cellular component: COG complex.
UUGCAAAAAAAAAACACUUACAGUCCAUGUCUCCCCAGUUGCACUUCCGAUUCUGGGAUCCACAAUCCCAUUCCCUCAACACCAUUCUGUUGAUUGUGCAAAACCUCAACUGAUUAGUGAACGACGGCGAUCUCACGGCGAUCUUCGGUCUCCGGGAGUCAUUCUAGGAGUUUGCCUAGUCCCCCAAAGAACUCAGGGCCGGCCCUGUGUGCGGAUCUGUAUCUUUCUCUGUGCAUAGGUCCAGAAGGUUCAUUUCAGCAUUCAGAUGGCAAUCAUGGAUUCAGAAGUUCCCACAGAUGAGACGGAAACUGUUGCUGGUUUCAUCCCACUUGCUUCCGUCUCCCAACAACCUUAUGUUUCUGAACUGCUCUCGUUCACUCUCGAUCGUCUGCAUAAGGAGCCAGAGCUUCUACGGGUUGAUGCAGAGAGAAUUCGGCGGCAAAUGCAAGAAGUGGCAGUUGGAAACUACCGUGCAUUCAUUUCAGCCGCAGAUGCAUUGCUUGAGAUUCGAGAGGAGGUUUCUUCUAUCGACAACCAUCUCGAAUCCCUGAUAGCUGAAAUUCCAAAGCUAACAACUGGCUGCACUGAGUUCAUUGACUCUGCAGAGCAGAUUUUGGAGAAGAGGAAGAUGAACCAAACAUUACUAGCCAAUCAUAGUACUUUGCUUGACUUGCUUGAAAUUCCUCAGCUUAUGGACACAUGUGUGAGAAAUGGAAAUUACGAUGAAGCUUUGGAUUUAGAAGCCUUUGUUUGCAAACUUUCAACAAUGCAUCCAAAGUUGCCUGUUAUUCAAGCACUUGCUGCGGAAGUUAAGCAGACCACCCAAUCUCUUCUUUCUCAGCUUCUCCAAAAACUGCAAUCAAACAUUCAGUUGCCAGAAUGUCUCCGCAUUAUUGGAUAUUUACGUCGAAUAGGAGUGUUUAGCGAAUAUGAAAUGCGCCUACAGUUUUUAAGAUGCCGAGAGGCAUGGCUUACUGGAAUUCUUGAUGACUUAGACCAAAGAAAUGCUUAUGAUUACUUAAAAGGGAUGGUGAACUGUCAUAGAAUGCAUCUUUUUGAUGUUGUUAACCAAUACCGAGCCAUAUUUGCUGAUGAUACGUCAGGAAGUGAGGAAAACUAUGAUGGUGGGCUUCUCUUUAGCUGGGCUAUGCACCAAAUUACCUCUCACCUUAAGACACUCAAGGUCAUGCUCCCCAAAAUAACUGAAGGCGGGUCCUUGUCGAAUAUCCUGGAUCAAUGCAUGUAUUGUGCCAUGGGGCUUGGUUGGGUUGGAUUGGAUUUCCGGGGCUUGCUUCCCUCACUUUUUGAAGAGGCUGUUCUCAACUUAUUCUCGAAGAACAUGAAAACAGCUGUUGAGAAUUUUCAGUUAGUCUUGGAUUCACAUCGGUGGGUCCCAUUACCAGCAGUUGGUUUUCCAGCCAAUAGUAUAGGUGAAAAUAGCCGGGAAGACGUGACUCCGCCUUCAAGUCUAAUGGAGCAUCCACCUCUUGCUGUGUUUGUGAAUGGUGUAUCUGCCGCAAUGAAUGAAUUACGUCCCUGUGCCCCAAUAAGCUUGAAAUACAUGCUUGCUCAAGAAUUAGCCAAGGGGUUGCAGGCUGUUUCUGAUUCUUUACUGAGGUACAAUACAACUAGGAUGCUCAGAGAGAACGAGUCUGUACUUUUCCUUUCACUUUGUAGAGCAUUCAUCGAGGUUGCUUAUCCACAUUGUGCUACAUGCUUUGGUCGAUGUUACCCUGGCGGAGCUGCUCUUAUUGCAGAUGCCAAGAAUUUAUUCGAUGGCAUCGGGCGUCUAUUAGCAACUUCUCGGUCAAAGGAAUUGCCGAAACCAGUCCAACAUACGGUGGAAAAAAUUACUUCAGAAAAUGGAAACAUGCCCGUGGUAGAAAAUGGGGUUAUGCCUGAUGUUGAACAGACGGGGAGUUCCAGCGUGGAUGAGAACGAACAGAAUAUCACUCCCCAAACUGAGGAAAAGCUUGCCGAUGCAUGAUUUGUGAAGCAGCUGUAUGUAUGAGCCAUAGAAUUAUAGUUUUGCAAAGUCCACUUGUUCUUAAUUACAAACUUGUAAGCAUGACUGUAUCUCAUUAGAGGCCUAUAAUUAUAAGAUUAAAGGACGAUUGUCCAUUUUCCAGAUGGGAUGGGAUAAUUUUUUUUUAAUAUUUUUCAAGUGAUUCAGAGGCAAAUUCUUUAUGUACCUUGGUGACUGUUGAGGCACACAUUUUUUCUAUUGAGGUGACAAUUAGCUUGUAAUAAUAUUACGUUGUAGUGAAAUUCAAUGAAAUGUGGUUGCAAAAUGGUGUUAGUGAA